AUGGGUCAUGAAUUUGUUGGAGAAAUCAUUGAUGUCGGACCGGAUGUAAAAAAUUUCAAGAAAGGUGACAAAAUCAUUGUGCCAUUUUCUACAUCAUGCGGCCAUUGCUUCUACUGUACAAAGGCACUUACUUCGCGAUGUGAAAAAUCUCAAGUAUUUGGAACACAUUUGCUGGAUGGUGGUCAAGCAGAAUAUGUACGAAUUCCUUUUGCUGAUACUACUGGAUUUUUGGUUCCAAAGGAAAUCCCUGAUGACCUUGCGUUUCUUAUGGCUGAUAUAUUUCCUACUGGCUAUUUUGCUGCGAAGAAUGCGUGGACAUUGCUUAGCGACCCAGAACGUCAAGAUCCAAAUCUAAUUGUCGUUGUCAUCGGGUGUGGACCUGUCGGUUUGUGUGCUAUCACUGCGGCUUGCGAGCGAUUUCCAAUCGUAUAUGCAAUAGAUAGUGUUGAAGAACGUCUCGAAGAAGCAAAGAAACAUGGUGCUAUUCCUAUCAAUCUCAAUAAUGAUCCUGUAAGUGCAAUCAAGAAGGUAACAGAAGGUCGAGGAGCAGAUGCUAUUUUGGAAGUGGUCGGGCAUGCUGAUGCUUUGCAAUUGGCCUACGAUCUUAUUCGUCCGUGGGGUGUUAUCGCGUCUGUUGGUGUGCAGCAAGAUGCUUUUCCGUUCAAUGGACCUCAAGCUUAUGACAAAAAUGUACGCAUGCAAUUUGGGCGAUGUCCAGUUCGAGCUUUAUUUCCCGAAGCGCUACGACUUUUUUCAGAAAAGCAAGAUCAAUUCAAAACUUUUGUAUCUCAUCGUAUGAGUUUGUCGGACGCUGCCAAAGCUUACGAAUUGUUUGACAACCGAUUAGCGCGAAAAGUUAUUUUUGAUUUACGAACAUAA
Messenger RNA from Rotaria sp. Silwood1, 879 nucleotides. The record is from the annotation of a GenBank genome assembly. NCBI's taxonomy places the organism in Eukaryota, Metazoa, Rotifera, Eurotatoria, Philodinida, Philodinidae.